Cylindrotheca closterium is the source of this 2094-nucleotide messenger RNA. The record is from the annotation of a GenBank genome assembly. NCBI's taxonomy places the organism in Eukaryota, Bacillariophyta, Bacillariophyceae, Bacillariales, Bacillariaceae.
AUGUUUUCUGAAAGCGACGCCUGGUCCUAUUUAAUAUUAGCAGGGGGCUUCCUUCCCAUAUUGAAAUUCUUGUGGGACGAAUAUUCAUUGGCAAAGUCGAAACAACGGUUUGCUGAUAAAGUACAUUUCACAUGGAGUGAGCAAGUGGAAUAUCGAUUGGAUUACCACCUUUCCUCGAGUCAAUUGGCAAAACCUGGGUUGCUGAUGGGAUUCACAUUUCUUUUGAUUGUGUUUGGAAGUCUUUUGUUGACAAUAGUCGAUGAUGUACCCGUCUCUGUGUCUGCUUGGUUGGCAUGGACCUAUGUCGCUGAUCCAGGAACACACGCAGAUGCAGAAGGCUUGGGUCAUCGCUUAGUUUCCUUUGUUAUUACAAUUGGGGGUAUGCUUGUCUUUGCAUUGUUGAUUGGCAUUAUUUCGGAAGUAAUCGGAGAGAAGGUGGAUCAUCUCAAAGAAGGCAAGGCACGAGUGUUGGAAGCGGAUCAUACUCUCAUUCUGGGAUGGUCCGACAAGGCACUUGCCAUUGUUCAGGAGAUUGCCUAUGCGAAUGAGAGUGAAGGCGGGGGAAUCAUUGUCAUUCUUGCGGAAGAACCAAAGGAGGAAUUGGAAGAAAUACUAGCUACGGCCGUGGAAGCUCGCGAGCACGGUCUCAAAUUGCUCGGAUCCAAAGUUAUCUUCCGAUCGGGAAAUCCUCGCACAGAAAAAGCACUCCAUCAAGUUAGUGCUUCCACUGCUAGAUCCAUCAUUGCGUUGUCGCAAGACGAUCUAGAUCCCGACGAGGCGGACUCAAGAAUGAUUCGACAAGUUCUAGCACUAAAGGCUCUUCAGGAGCUUCAGUGCCACGUAGUCGUCGAAAUGCAGGACGUGGACAAUCAAAAUUUAGUUUCCUUGAUUGCUCCCAAUAUUUCCGAAGUCGUGGUAGCACACGAUGUGAUUGGAAGACUCAUGAUUCAAUGCUCUCGCUCACCUGGACUUGCGAAUGUCAUUGAAGAGUUGAUUGGAUUUCAAGGAUCCGAAUUUUACUUUGAUGAGUGGCCAGAACUUGUGGGGAAGUCUUUCUUUGAGUUGACAUGUCGCUUUGAUGAUGCCAUUCCAGCCGGUGUCAAGACCUCGAAAGGUAAUAUCAUUGUCAACCCCAAAAGUGAUUACAUUCUAAAGAAGGGAGACAAGCUCCUGUGUUUGGCAGAAGACAAUGACUCGUAUGAGGUCAACGAUGGGUCCUUUCCAAUCCACGAAAGCAAAAAGUUCAGUGGCACUCCGUCACCCACCCAAAAGGAGAAAAUGUUGUUUUGCGGAUGGCGUAGAGACAUGGCAGAUAUGAUCAAACAAUUGGACGAGUACGUGCAAGAAGGAAGUGAACUGUGGUUGUUCAACGCAGUUCCGACGAAAGAACGACGAGAGCUCUUCUUGGACAAGGGUAACAAGGAGGAGCUGACAACAGACAAUCUCACUAUAAAACAUGUUGUUGGGAAUCCAAUUGUUCGAAGGGAUCUAUUGCGGUUGCAAGCGGCAGAUGAAAAUGGAUCUACGGGAGAAGUGGCAUUUCUAGAUGGAUUUGAUUCGCUGUUGAUCCUAGCAGAUGUUCAGAACGGCACCGAUAUGCAGAGUUCCGAUAGUCGCUCGUUAUCAAGUGUUUUGAUCAUUCAAGAUGUACAGAAGCAACUGCACGAGAAGCACAAGAAGGAAGGAAAGUCGACCAGACCGCUUUGUUCUCCAAUCAGCGAGAUCCUCGACACCCGAACACGCAGUUUGCUGUCCGUGGCAAACUGCACAAGCUACGUCAUGUCCAAUCAGAUUAUCAGUUCCUUGAUUGCCCAAGUAGCGGAAGAGAGAGACCUGAAUUUCGUCUUGUCGCACUUGCUCUGUGCAGAAGGAAGCGAGAUAUAUCUUCGAAAAGCCACCUGCUACAUGGAUUUCAAAAAGGAUGACAGAGAAUCCUUUUGGAACAUUGCGGUGCGAGCACGAUGUAUGGGACAAGUCGCUUUGGGCUUUAAGCGAAAAGAGGAUGGCUUUAAGGUUAUCCUAAACCCACCGGAUAAAGCUGACAAACAGAUUUGGUCUCGCGAAGAUCAAAUCAUCGUCAUGGCUUUGGAUUAA